AUGGCCGAAGAUCAUCACGCGUUAGUUUUUGGUGCCUCUGGCGUCACAGGCUGGAGCAUCGUGGACUCAAUCCUACGUGGAUAUCCAACCCCUGAGACCUUUCGCCGGGUAACUGCUCUCACAAACCGUCCGCUGUCACCCGAAGCUGCACAAUGGCCGUCGUCUGAGAAGUUAAAACUGGUCUCUGGAAUCGAUCUUCUGCAAGACAGCCAGUUGAAUCUCCAACAGCAGCUGCGGGAGCGGGUUCCUGAUAUCGAGACCGUGACCGAAGUCUAUUUCUUUGCCUACGCUAUGGACCCCAACCCUGAAAUAGAGACCAAGAAGAAUGAGCAGAUCUUGCGACAGGGCGUGGCUGCGGUGGAUAGCCUCAGCCCGAAGCUCCGAUUUGUUCUUCUCGGUACUGGAGUCAAAGAAUAUGGGAUCCAUCUGCUGGACAAGUUUCCGUGGGGUCAUAAAUUGCCCUUAAAGGAGACACAUCCUCCUCUACCGGAGCCGUAUAGGUCGGAACUCUUCUACUACCCCCAACUGGAGGUAUUGAGUCACCUAGCGCAAGGCAAGCGAUGGAAGCACUGCAGAGUCUUGCCGGAUAUUAUCGUGGGCUUCGUGCCUAACAAUAACUUCUAUUCCCUCGCUCAAUGGUUAGCAAUGUUCCUGAGUCUUUAUCGAGAGAUCAACGGUGAAGGAGCAACUGUUGUCUUCCCCGGAACGAUGAAGAGCUGGAAAGCCCUAAGCCAGGACAGCAGCCAAGAUUUGAUUGCUCGAUUCUCGAUAUACGCCAGCCUGGAUCCCCACAUUGGCGUGGGUGAAAGAUACAACAUAGCUGAUAGUGAGGAGCCGACCACCUGGGAAGUCAAAUGGCCUAUUGUCUGUGAGUACUUUGGUCUUAAGGGUGCUUCACCCGAGGGCGGAUCUGGUCCAGAUCCAGCUAGAUAUAUUGCAGAGAACAACUCGCGAUGGGCGGAGAUGGAAGAGAAGUAUAAUCUCCAGAAGGGGCACGGGCAAAGCAACGACCGCAGUCUAUCCAUGGUUCCUCAUUUCUUGAUGAGUGCGUCAGAUUUUGAUCGGCCACUCGACAUGACAAAGACGCAUCAGGCGUGGGGGCCUUCCAAGGAGGAGGCAGAUGUUCGUCAAUGUUGGUACACGGCAUUUGAUCGCUACAGACGCGCCAAGAUCAUCCCAUAG
This is a messenger RNA of Penicillium chermesinum, 1182 nucleotides long. Its product is annotated as SDR family oxidoreductase. The record is from RefSeq and is a predicted model, not a curated record. NCBI's taxonomy places the organism in Eukaryota, Fungi, Ascomycota, Eurotiomycetes, Eurotiales, Aspergillaceae. The coding region runs from base 1 to 1182 and encodes 393 amino acids. The transcript has a single exon.